CUCACCGUACAAAGCUUUCCCAGAGGCGCCACCUUCUCUCUCCUGACCGUCUCUUAUGGUAGGAAGUAGAAAAAAAGAAAUGAAGCCCUAAUUUGCAGGUGAGAUUCUUUUCACUCUCUCUCUAUCUCCUCUCCCCCUCUAUCCAUCUCCGCCUCUAUCUCUUCCAUCCAUCUCCUCCCUUCUUUCUCUCUCCGGCCAUCUCUGCAAAACUCUGAAAUUUAAGAUUUUUUCAAGAUGAUUUGUCUUGGGAUGAGACCGAACUCUCAGAUUGGGAUCAACUUUCAUGGAUAGAAAUUAAUGGAGGAAGUUCGUUUUUAUAAAGGAUUUGUGGUCUGUGGAAAAAAUAAUGAAGGAUUGGAGCUGUAAAUUAGUGGACAUAUGGUAAAAUUUCCAAUUUGUUGAUGAGAAGUCUCAUGCUAUGUGUAUGUAUAUUUGUAUGAAGAUCAGUGGGUAUUGCUUCUAGCUAGGUGUCCUGUAAUAUUUUAUUGGAAUGGUUUUUUGAGAUAAAUCUGUUACCUUUGGGUUAAAAUUUGAAACUUUCUCAUAAGAAAGGUUGUGGGAUUUGAUUUUUUAUCAAAGAAAAAGGGUGGGAUUUAAUGCUGUUGAGGAUUCAGAAGCUUUCAGGCAGUGACUUGUCCAUUACAAUGAGUUUCCAGGGAGAUAAUUUGAUGUUUUGAAGUGAGGAAAACAGUAACUAUUGCUUAAAAGCUUCAAAGGAAAGAGCCAUAAUUAGUCUUGAAUUGGAAUAGGUAACAACUGUUUAUCUUUUCAUAAAGCUUUUAAGAUUAUGAUUAGUUUCAUCAAAAAAAAAAUUGAGUAGUACACAAGCCUGGAACUAUAUCGAAAGGUUGAAGUCUUAAUGCAACGGAAAUAGUGGAAUGAUUCUUCUGUUAAGGAGCAGUCCUUGUGCAUUUUAUGUGUUAAUUAUUUGUUAUGUUAAUUAUUUGAUGGUUUCAUGAUUGUGAUCUGUUGUUCUAUUUGAUGCGUCAAGGCAAGUGUAAGAUUAAUGUAUUAUGGUCUGUUGCUCUUGUUUGAGUCACAAAUAAUUGGGGGAUCAUGGAAAGUGAGUGGCUUUUGAGAGUGGGGCAAGCCUUGGCUGAGAUGCUUUAAAGCUUUCAUGUAAAUAUUGUUUUCCCAAUUGGAUCAAGAAUAAAGCUGCAAGGUCUCAAAUUUUGCAAAAGAAAACAUAGAUGAAUUUGGCAUAUCAUUGAGUCAGCGGGUUGUUUCGAGAAUUAAACAUUGGUAUCAUUGCACAAGCUGAACGGAUGUCUUUUAGGAGUAUUAUUCAUGAUAGGAGGGGGGAAAAUGGCACUGUUACGAAGAAGGGGUUAGAAGUGAAGAUGGGUUACAUAUUGAGAUCACGAUCGCAUAGUGCAGUUAGUGAUGGUGGCAGCAAUGGAAAUAUUGACGCCCUUAAGCAGAGUUGUUGGGCAAAUAUGCCACCUGAGCUCUUGAGGGAUGUGAUAUCGAGAGUGGAGAUGGCAGAGGAUGUGUGGCCACAGAGGAAAAACGUGGUUGCUUGUGGUGGGGUUUGCAGGAGUUGGAGAGAUAUCACAAAAGAGAUCGUAAAGACACUUGAGCAGUCUGGCAAGAUUACAUUCCCCAUUUCUUUGAAGCAGCCGGGGCCAAGAGACUCACUCAUGCAGUGUUACAUAAAACGGAACCGAACAGCACAAACCUACCAUCUUUACAUGGGCUUAACUCAAACACUGUCUGACAAUGGCAAAUUCCUUCUUGCUGCACGUAAAUUUCGGCGUCCUACCUGUACUGAUUAUAUCAUUUCUCUAGAUGCUGAGGAUAUGUCAAAAGGAAGUGGUACAUACAUUGGAAAAUUGAGAUCAAACUUUCUAGGAACAAAGUUCACAGUCUAUGAUGGUCAGCCUCCUCAUUCUGGAGCUGUGGCCUCAAAGAGCCGUUCAAUCCGGCGAGUGGGCUUGAAGCAAGUAUCCCCACGAGUCCCUGCUGGCAACUACACAGUCGCUCACAUUGCCUAUGAAUUGAAUGUCCUUGGUAACAGGGGCCCAAGGAGAAUGCAUUGUGUUAUGGAUGCAAUCCCAGCAUCCUCACUCGAGCUAGGUGGUGUCGCCCCGACACAGUCCGAGUUUCCCUUGAGCACCCUGGACUCCUCAUUCCAAGCCCUUCCCUUCUUCCGCUCCAAAUCAGUGCGCUCCAACGCGUCAUUCUCAGGUCCCCUUGAUGGGGGACCCCAGAAAGAUGGGAUGCUUGUGUUGAGAAACAAGGCCCCGAGGUGGCAUGAUCAGCUUCAGUGUUGGUGCUUGAACUUUAGGGGCCGGGUUACCGUGGCUUCUGUGAAGAACUUUCAAUUGGUUGCUGCUACUUCUUCUUCUUCUGAGAAUGGAAAUGGAAAUGGAAAUGGGAAUACCAACUCCCAUGACUCGGAUACAGUGCUCUUGCAGUUCGGGAAGGUGGGGAAGGACAUGUUCACCAUGGAUUUCCGGUAUCCAUUGUCGGCUUUCCAGGCAUUUGCCAUAUGCCUUAGCAGCUUUGACACGAAGAUAGCAUGCGAAUAAACAAAUCAAGUGUAAAGAAUAGCAGAGCAGUUUCUGCAAGAGAUACCGGAUAAUGUGGCCGAUGGCAUGGCGAUUGUUGUAGCUCGAUCCUGUUUUCAUCGGAUGAUUAUUGCUGGUCUUCAGAUGAUGUAUUCUAGUCUGGUGUACAUAUUUUUCAACAAUCGCAGCCUUGUGGAUUGAUAAGGCCAGAUUCUUAAUUUAUUCACCCGUGCCUCUCUUUCUCUCUCUCUCUCUCUCUCAAUUCCUCUUUCUGUGAUUUGAGAUUUUUUUUUUGCUUGGUAUGGUUUGGCAUCUAGAGAUUGGAAAACAAUGUUGUUAUUAUUAUUAUCUAUAUGGUAAUUCAAUGCUGCAUACAAGUACAAACAUAUGCUAAGAUGAAGAAAGCCAAUGUGAUGAUGUUCA
Amborella trichopoda is the source of this 2933-nucleotide messenger RNA. RefSeq names its product tubby like protein 3 (gene TLP3). The record is from RefSeq and is a predicted model, not a curated record. Lineage: Eukaryota; Viridiplantae; Streptophyta; Magnoliopsida; Amborellales; Amborellaceae. Gene Ontology annotation, molecular function: protein binding.